AUGGUUACUAAACAUGACUUAAAGGAGCAGUACGAAUGGAAACUCCCUGUUAGUACCUCACAACUUGUAAAACGCUAUAAACCGCUGCUCAUUUGGUGUUUUCUCAGCGCGGUAUGUGUCUACACAUGGAUACAUCGCAUAAGUGAAUCUAACCAACUCCCGUCUAAUUCUGAUCUCUCUAUUCCACAUUUAUUUGCACGUUUCGAAAGUCCACAGAGUGAAGACAAUUUCACUUGCAGUGAUGUGGGUUCUAUUGAACCUCAAGUACAAUGUCAUUUUGCAAAACGAUAUUGUGGGGAUGAAUAUAGUGGCUAUGUAAAUUAUCCAGAACUAUAUUACUGUUCAUUUAGCGGGUUUCAUGGAGUCGGUUUGGCAAUCAUGCUAGCUUGGCUAGCAUUUUUGUUUACAAACAUUGGUGUUUCCGCUAGUGACUUUUUUACCACAAACCUCGUCACCAUUUCCUGGCUUCUACAGUUACCGGACGCCGUUGUUGGCGUUACCUUUUUAGCUCUUGGAAAUGGUUCGCCCGAUGUGCUAAGCACAUUCGCUGCCGUCCGCGUCCAAAGCGGCGGUCUCGCACUUGGCGAGCUUUUAGGUUCUGCUUUUUUCAUUGUUGCCAUUGUCGCUGGUAGUAUUUGUUUGAUUAGCCCUUUUCAGAUAUGUAAACACCAUUUCAUUAGAGAUGUUAGCUUCUUUACGGGCACUAUUAUUUUAUUGAUUUUCUUCUUGAUGCGUGAUGGUACCCUGAGCUUAUGGCAAAGCUUCGUCAUGAUAAGCUACUAUUUAUUUUAUGUGUUAUAUGUGUUCUAUUCUAGCAAUCCUUCAAGUCAGCAUUACACAGGUACAGACGCUCCUCAUUUGGCAUUACCUACCUAUUCCCCUGUUAUUAGUCGUUGCCCUACCUUUAAUUCGUUAAAUGAUGAUUUGCCUACUGUCGCUUCACAUUUGAAAACCCCUACUAAACAAACAUCACAUCCAAGCUUUAGUCCAUCCCCUUUUCUCGUAGACGAUACCAACUUCCGAAAGUCGUCAUUGUCGAGUGACGAUGAUGUUUCCUUUUUGUCAAAACCCACAGCUUCAAUGGAACUUGUAUGCCCUCCCACGCCUGGACCUACUAUUCGUCCAUCUUUUAUUGGUGCUCUGGAAUUGCGUUACGCAUUAGAGAAUCAUCCACCUACUCGAGCUAUGGAUGCAAAUGCCGUAGCUGAUGGCGAUUUAUCCUUGCAUCAUUUGCAUGCUCGUCAAGCCGUAAGUAGCUAUACUCCUUCUGGAAUGAAUACUCCUUUAAGUGGUACUGAGUGUAGACCGUAUCACGUUUGUAACAACAAUUUAAGUGUUCAGUCUUUUUUAUCGGAAAAUAGUCGUUUAUUAAACUACUUUGACGAGACAGAUAUACUAGAAUCUCGUCCAACCCUUCUUCAAUUGCUUUUUCCGACUUUGCGCAAUUUUUCAAAAAAGGCUUGGUACGAACAGGCAUUAGAUAUUGUGGUUGUCCCUUCAGUUUUGGCUUUCACGUUGACUUUACCCGUGUACCAGUGUUCUCGGCACCCAGUGGAUCCCCUAGGCCCAACGGAAGGAUAUACCCAAACAACGACAAGCUGGUGCAGACCUCUACGAGUUCUUCAGUGCAUCUUCGUUCCUCUAGCUUUUUCAAUUUUAACAUUCAACGGCAGGCAAUUUUAUUAUGCGUUGAUGUGUAGUGGUGUCGCAUCUUUUUUGGCCAUUGUGAUACUGUAUAAGUUCACUAAUCCAGAUAAGGCCCCUCAUUUUUUACCAUGGGUUAGCUUUUCCGGUUUUAUCCUAGGCAUUCUUUGGAUCUCAACAAUAGCCAAUGAAAUUGUGGGCAUCUUGAAGACACUGGGUAUUAUACUGGAUUUGAAUGAAUCUAUCCUAGGGUUGACCGUUUUUGCUGCCGGAAAUAGCCUUGGUGAUUUUAUUGCUGAUGUAAUGGUUUCUCGUUCCGGAUUUCCUGAAAUGGCCAUCGGCGGAGUUUUUGGGGGACCAACUUUGAAUAUCCUGAUAGGUCUUGGCUUUGCUUGUUUGUAUAACAGCAUCUCAAACCAUGGGGCGGUGAGCCGGAUUGAAAUUCCUCAUUCUCUAUCAAUAACAGCAUAUUUCUUGCUAGCUUGCCUGGUUUUACUCUUAUGUUAUGUUCCAAUAAACCAUUACAGAAUGGAUCGUCAGCUAGGAGCGAUGUUGUUUAUCUUAUAUUUCGCAGGUACCUCAAUUAGUGUGGUAAUGGAGCUGCUCCAGGAAAAGGAUGAGUAA
Molecule: messenger RNA, 2268 nt
Organism: Schizosaccharomyces cryophilus OY26
Lineage: Eukaryota; Fungi; Ascomycota; Schizosaccharomycetes; Schizosaccharomycetales; Schizosaccharomycetaceae
Product: sodium/calcium exchanger
Exons: 1
Coding region: 1-2268 (755 amino acids)
Biological process (GO): intracellular calcium ion homeostasis; monoatomic cation transport; transmembrane transport
Cellular component (GO): membrane
Molecular function (GO): monoatomic cation transmembrane transporter activity
Source: RefSeq, a predicted model, not a curated record